AUGGUUGAACUUCUUUUGCAACCUGGAGAUAAGUGCAUAGAUGCAAAGGUUCAACUCUACAAAACAAUGCGUUACAUUCUGCGAACCCUUUUCGAAAAGAAUAGUAUUGAUACUGUAAAUGAGGCUGAAGAAUGGUUACUUGAUGGUCUCGUCCAGCCACCACCAAUUCUUUCAUCCGAUGAAAUCAUCAAUAUUGUUGAUAGAAUGGGCGAGGAAAUCGCUCGUCACCUGGAAAGUAAUAUUGCAGAUUUCCCGACGCACCGAAAAGCUGCGAUCGUGAUGUUAACAAGUGACCUACUUCAUGAAGAUCUGAAAGGAAACAAGAAAGUGUGCAAUCACAUUUCGAAAAGCGGUGUGCCUCGAAUUUUAUGUCAAGAGCUUCUUGGAGUCUCUUUCGAUUGGAACAUUGUGACAGAUGCGAAAAAGGAAGGAAGGAUCGCAGGAGUCAGUCAAGCAGAACACGUGUCCAACUAUAAACUAUUCAUCUCGAUUCUGACUUGUCUCACUCGAUACGGAACCUCCGAGUCUGGAUGGAUAGUGCUCUCCGAGCUCGCAGUCCUCGAGAUUCUAGCUGAAAUGCCAGCAUUCAUCGAACCACCCAAAGAGCUCUUCUUGAAACCGGAUACAGUGAAAACGAAAGGAACUGCUGCUCAUUCCUAUGCCAAUGCAUUGGAUUUGGCGCUCCACUUCUGCGAGCAAAUGUGCACCAAGACAAAAUGGAAGAAACAAUCUCUGAAAGUUCUUGCUUUCAUUCAACGAAUCGGAGAAGUUUUCCAACAACUGAUGCGUGCCGAACUCGAUUGCGAAUGUCUUGAGACUGCAAAAGCUAUUGUAUAUGAGAUUUCGCUCAACGAUGAAGCUCUUAUCGGAAUCAUCGAUGGCGAUCAAGUACUCCGUCAAUUGAAGCAAGGCGAAGAAUCUAAAACAGUGAAAUCUAAUGCCCGACGCAAGUACGUCAACGUGAACACAACGUUCGCCGCCCCUCGUCAACUCUAUUCCACACUUCAACCGGUCUAA
Molecule: messenger RNA, 1017 nt
Organism: Caenorhabditis remanei
Lineage: Eukaryota; Metazoa; Nematoda; Chromadorea; Rhabditida; Rhabditidae
Exons: 5
Coding region: 1-1017 (338 amino acids)
Source: RefSeq, a predicted model, not a curated record